Messenger RNA from Parnassius mnemosyne (clouded apollo), 489 nucleotides. NCBI's taxonomy places the organism in Eukaryota, Metazoa, Arthropoda, Insecta, Lepidoptera, Papilionidae. The record is from the annotation of a GenBank genome assembly.
AUGGAGGUGACCGUGGAGGAGCUGGACCGAGCCGUUACCCGCUUGAGAGCCCGGAACACCGCACCGGGGCCUGACGGAAUUCCUGGUCAGGCUCUGGUGCUGAGUCUGGUUGCAUUAGGGAACAGGCUAAGACAGCUGUUUAACAGCUGUCUGCGGAGUGCCAAGUUCCCUACAGCAUGGAAAGAAGCAAGGUUGGUCUUCUUGAAGAAGGAAGGCAGGGCCGCCGAUUCUCCCUCUGCGUACCGUCCCAUAUGCCUAUUGGACGAGAUUGGCAAAUUGUUCGAAAGGAUAGUUGCCACACGGCUCAACAUACAUCAGUCGCACGUCGGUCCUGAUUUGGCAGAAAGCCAAUUUGGAUUCCGACGGGGGCGUCCCACCGUAGGUGCCAUUAUGUGCGUCCGCUCCCUGUCGGAACAAGCAGUAUCCCAGGGUGGUGUGGCGUUGGCGAUAAGUUUUGAUAUUGUCAACGCCUUUAACUCUCUACCCUGA